Microplitis mediator is the source of this 980-nucleotide messenger RNA. RefSeq names its product peroxisomal membrane protein 11B (gene Pex11ab). The record is from RefSeq and is a predicted model, not a curated record. Gene Ontology annotation, cellular component: peroxisomal membrane. The transcript has 3 exons. Lineage: Eukaryota; Metazoa; Arthropoda; Insecta; Hymenoptera; Braconidae. Gene Ontology annotation, biological process: peroxisome fission; regulation of peroxisome size. Bases 147 to 848 code for a protein of 233 amino acids.
UUAUAUAUUUAUUAUCAAUUUAAAGUUUAUUUUUCCUAUUUGUCAUUGGCUUUAAUAUGUAAAUAAUAAAAAAUGAGUGAAAAAACGAGCAGCUAGUCGUGUACCAAGUCCAAAUCUAGUUUAAUCUUUCCAGUAACUUUUUCAUAAUGGAUGUAUUAAUACGAUUAAAUAAUCAAACUGUUGGCCGCGACAAAAUAAUAAGAUUAUUCCAGUAUGGAAGUCGUGCCGGAUGGUAUUACACACAAAAUAAAUUGGUGACCUACCAAUCCAAUGAUAUUUUAAAAAGCCUCGAGUACACCUUCAGCUCCUUUAGAAAAUUACUUCGACUUGGACGAUUCCUGGAUAGUCUAUAUUCAGCAUUGUCGUCGAUGAAAUAUCCGAACCUAGUAAUUAGAAUUACACUGACGUUAUCUAAAAUAUCAAACGCCCUUUACUUGCUCGCCGAUCACAUUAUUUGGGUCGGCAGAGCCGGAUUGUUAAAAGUUAAUAUCGAUAAAUGGAAUACGAUAGCCAACAAGUACUGGCUGAUGACAAUAGUAAUGAACUUAACUCGAGAUAUUUAUGAAAUAUUACAAAUAAUGGAAGAGUGCAAGUUGAGUGGAGUGUCCAAGAUAAAUCUUGAGUCAAAAAGUUAUCGUUACAACAAAUAUCGUACAUUAUUUUACCUUAGCAGUCACAAAGACGUUGUUUUAGAUACAAUAAAAAAUGGUUGUGAUUUUUUCAUUCCCUUUACAGCAUUAGGAUACACUAAAUUUACUCCAGGUAUGGUUGGAAUACUUGGAUUUAUUUCUUCAGCCAUUGGCAUUUAUUGUUUGAUUGAUCCUCUAGCAAAAUUAUCUCCCGCGUAAUUUAAAUGUUGAUAAAUUACUUGACCAUGAUUUUAAGAUUGAGGGUAAGGGGGUGAAAGGUUUUUUAAGAAAACAUAAAAUAAAACAAAUGUAUUUUUAUAAUAAUUAAUAAAAUAAAAAGUAUUAAGCGUG